Messenger RNA from Parnassius mnemosyne (clouded apollo), 1008 nucleotides. NCBI's taxonomy places the organism in Eukaryota, Metazoa, Arthropoda, Insecta, Lepidoptera, Papilionidae. The record is from the annotation of a GenBank genome assembly.
AUGAAAGAACAUCAGGGUGACUUAUGUUCAAGAUAUGUAAAAAUAUUUAUUGUGGUUUCUUGUUAUUGGAUUAUAUCAAUUGCUACAGUGUUUGUGAAUAAAACAUUAUUAAGUAGCGACUCAGUUAAAUUAGAUGCCCCUCUAUUUAUUACUUGGUUUCAAUGUGUGGUAUCCUUCAGUAUAUGUUUUAUGUUAAGUAGAAUUGGUGGUGUUCCAGGUAUAUUCAAUUUUCCAAAAGGAUCACCAUGGAGCUUUAAAGUUGUAAGGGAGGUGAUUCCCCUAUCAAUUAUGUUCACAUUAAUGAUUGCGACAAACAACAUGUGCUUGAAGUACGUUGGUGUUGCAUUUUACUACAUCGGCAGGUCGUUAACAACAGUCUUCAAUGUUGUGUUCAGCUGGAUACUGCUACGGCAAACCACAUCUUUUAGAUGUGUUUUGUGUUGUGCAUGUAUCAUAUUUGGAUUCUACUUGGGAGUUGAUCAGGAGAAUUUAUUAGGUUCCUUUUCACUAGUCGGCACGAUAUAUGGGGUUAUUGGGUCUCUGAUGCUAUCACUAUACUCAAUUUUCACUAAGAAGGUGUUGCCAAGUGUCAAUCAAGAGGUGUGGUUGCUGUCCUACUACAAUAAUGCCUAUUCAAUUAUUUUGUUCCUGCCUCUAAUCGUCAUGAAUGGAGAGAUCGGGGUGUUGUGGAAUUAUAACAAUUUCGACAGUAUAUAUUUCUGGAUGCAAAUGGUUAUGGGUGGUGUGUGCGGAUUCGCAAUAGGAUACGUCACAUCAUUGCAAAUAAAGGUGACAUCCCCCUUAACACACAAUAUCUCCGGGACGGCAAAGGCUUGUGCUCAAACUGUUCUCGCUACACAGUGGUACAAUGAAUCUAAAAACGCUCUCUGGUGGACUUCUAAUCUAAUAGUUCUAGGCAGUAGCGCUUUAUACGCUAGGUUUAAACAAAUUGAAAUGGAGGAAAAUUCUAGAAAGCCAGUGCCAGAAGAGAAAAGAAGUUUAGUAUGA